UGUGGCUGAGUACCAGCUGGUACCACGGGCUCCUCAUCCUGCUCAGGACUUCAUUUGUUGCUGCGUCUGAAAUCGGGACAUGGAACUGAAGUGGAGGAGAAAACCACUGCACGUUCUGUGUGGAUGCAUCCUCACUGUGUGCUUCAGCACCAUUUGUCGGACUCAGAGACUGUGCACAGUCCCAAGCGGUCCUGUAUCAGUACCAGAAAAUAACACCGCUGAUGUCCCCGUGGUCAAAAUCGCCUCCAGCGGUGAUGUGAAACUGACCGUCGUGGUCAACCCUGAAGAUCUGUUCUUCCUUAAGGGGAAUGUCCUGAUGAUAAAGAGAGGACUGGACUAUGAGUCUUUGCAGAGUGGUACUCUGGUGGUGUGGGUGCAGUGCAGCAAACCAGGAUCCAGAUCUGUGAACGAGUCUGUUGAGGUUUUGAUAGAAAAUGUCAAUGACAACCCUCCAAACUUUGCACAAAACCACUACAUUCUAGAAGUAAAUGAGCUUUUGCCACUGAACUCCAGUGUUGGACUGAUAGCAGCUACAGACGUUGAUUCAGAGCCACUGUAUUAUCGCUUGGAGCCUCCAACAGAAAAAUAUUUUCGACUGGAAAGCAUGAACUCCCCAAACUUACUUGUAAAAAGCAUUUUGGACUAUGAUGUUGUACAAAAGAUUUCACUGGUUUUACACGUACAGGACACGUUCAAUGGGUCAGCCUCCAACAAACCCUUCUUCACGUCUGUGGCCACCAUCACAGUGCACGUGAAGGAUAUUGAUAACCGACCACCGUGGUUUCAGCCUUGUAUGAGGACAAACCUUGGACUUGCCAAACUUUGUGUCAGCACAGGCUACAGGGGCAAAGUCAAUCUGACCGAGAAAGAGGAAGGUCCGUUAGCUCUGGAGCCAGGCCCCGUGUUUGCAAGAGACGGCGACAAGAACAGGAGCGAGCAGAUCAGCUACAGAAUCCUCAGAGGCAAUGAAGGUAAUAUUUUACAUAUUGAUGAAGAAACUGGCAACAUCACCAUGACCAAGGCUGCUGAUGUUAUUGGCCCCAUAACUCUGACUGUCCUGGCAUCACAGGUGACCAACAGGGAUCAGUUUGCAGUGACGCUGGUGACCAUCGAGGUGAUGAAGAAGAGCAGGAACCCCCCUCGCUUUGAGAAGGAGCGUUACGAGGGUUUUAUCUACACUAACUCUGUACCUGAGAGCAUGAUCCUCCGGGACCACAGCUCCAACCGACCCUUCAGGGUCCGAGCACGCGAUGAAGACUUUGCAAAUGGUGUGAAUCCAGAUGUGAAGUAUGACGUCCAGUACAGCAGUUAUGUCAACGUGACCUCAGAGGGUUUUGUAAUCCUUAAGAGAGCUGUGAAGACGGAGUCGUUCGCACUUCAGCUCAGAGCAGUGGACACGACAACGGGAGAGAUCGGCACAGCAGCGCUCUCUGUUCAGGUCAUACCUGUGAGCAGCCCGUCAACCACAAACGUGGGCUACCGUGCAGGUGACAUGGCGCUGCUGGGACUGGUCAUGGCAGCGCUGUUGGUCCUUUGUCUCAUUGUGAUUGGCUUCCUGAUUUCCCACAUGUGGAAGGGAAACAGCAGCAUGGCCAAAGUGUGUGAGUGUUUGGGUCCCUGCCUGGGGUCUGGCCGGCUCCGGACUAGCCACAGGGACUCCUUGGAGUACACCAACGAUGGCUUCCAAAUUGAAGGUGACCAGAGCCGUGAAGGGUCAAGGCGUUGGAACAACACUUUCCUCAGAAGGACUGCCGGUAUCCGGGCUCGGGGCAGGGUCAUCCCCUUAAUCAGCAGAAGCCGCCACUGUGUCUCCUGCGGUGUCUUUACCAACCACGUGCCAAAGGGGAGCCCGUCAUUGAGGAGAAAGAGAGGAGAUGAAGACUACUACAACACAAAGCCAACCCUGACCAAGCCGAGGAGAGAGGGGCAGAAGUCAGUGUGGUUCAAACAGAGCGCCGACUCCUCAGAGAUCGAAGUGGAGAUUAUCCCAGACACUAUAGGCCGGGUGGAGGAAGAAACUGAAGAGGAGCUGGAAGGGGAGGAGGUGGAGAUGGAGGGGGUCACCAGAGAUGGUGCUGCCCCCCAGAGAGAGUCUGAGGACAGCCAGGGUAGAAAACCCAGCGAGGACGAGGAGAACCACAGUAUAACCAAACCAGUUAAAGAUACAAGCCAGGAGCAGGACUGACACCAUGGAAAACCAGAGUUGGAGAAAAGGUUUGUAAAACGGAGCACAAUGGAUAUUUGGGAUAAACCUUCACGAUGGUUUAAGAACUGCCUGACAGACCUCCAGAACUGAUUCAAGAAUCCAACAAGAACAAUUCUGACAUCAAUAUUUUCAAAAAUGGAGUGCCACAGAUCAUUUUCAAAAACAUUUACUAUGUAUAGGCAGAAGAAGCAG
Molecule: messenger RNA, 2398 nt
Organism: Thalassophryne amazonica
Lineage: Eukaryota; Metazoa; Chordata; Actinopteri; Batrachoidiformes; Batrachoididae
Gene: cdhr5a
Product: cadherin-related family member 5a
Exons: 15
Coding region: 80-2185 (701 amino acids)
Biological process (GO): cell-cell junction assembly; multicellular organism development; adherens junction organization
Cellular component (GO): catenin complex; membrane; adherens junction
Molecular function (GO): calcium ion binding; cadherin binding
Source: RefSeq, a predicted model, not a curated record